Messenger RNA from Chironomus riparius, 1964 nucleotides. NCBI's taxonomy places the organism in Eukaryota, Metazoa, Arthropoda, Insecta, Diptera, Chironomidae. The record is from the annotation of a GenBank genome assembly.
GUACACUUCAGCCUCAAAAAGUUCAGAUUCUAAAAAUUCUAAAUCAGAAAUUUCCGAUAAAAAAUCAAAACAAAAACUGGAGCAGAAUAAUUAAAUCAAUUAAAUAAUUAUCAAAGCUGCCCGAAAAUCAAAACUGGAAGUAAAACACAAUCCCUGUGUCUGAUUACAAAACAUUCUCAGUUGCAUUUAAUUUGCUCGAUUGUGACGUUUAUGAUGAGAUUUAUGUAGUGAAACCUAAUUAAACUAUUUGUACUUAAUACUCAAAAUUAAACGGAUCUGAAUUUCCAAAAUGAUCAGGAGACGACUGGAUAUACUGUUUUAUAUUGUGAUAUUUUUCACAAUGUUUGUGGUUUUUACUAAAAUAAGGGAGUCGUCACUUCGUAAGUAAAAUAGUUUAAUUCACUGUAUUACAAUUUAUUGGCUGCAGUUUUUUCAUUUUCGAUUAGGGAUUUCAAUACCGGACCAAAAUUUCAAAGGGAUUACGGUAUUGGAAAUUGAUGAUCUUGAGAUCCCAGGUUCAAACCAGGGUUUAGAUUUGGUUCAGAAUGUGGUGUAAAAUCGAGUUUAACAUGUUCAAAAUAGGAGCUUUCAGCUACAAAUUAGAUAACUUCCAGAAUCAAAACUCAGACUUCAAUGAAAAUGACACAGCACUAGAAUUUAAUACUGACAAUGCAAAAAUAUCAAAGCAACAACAACAGCCAAAGUCAGUUCCACUGAAAAAACUAUUGGCAAUGAAAAACGUGGAGCAAAAGAUUCUAAACGAAAAAAAGUACGGGCCAGUGACUAAAGAGACUAUUUUUAUCACAAUCCAAGUCCACAAUCGGAUAGAAUACUUAAAAUAUUUAAUUGACAGUUUCCGUAAUGCAAAGGACAUUGAUAAGGCACUGCUAAUAUUUUCUCAUGACGUCUAUGAAAAUAAUAUUAAUGAGUUAAUUCAGAAUAUUGAUUUCGCGAUGGUCAUGCAAAUAUUUUAUCCAUACUCAAUUCAAUUAUAUCCAAAUGUAUUUCCUGGAACAGAUCCGAGAGAUUGUGGACGCGAUAUUGGCAAAGAGAAAGCAAUUGAGACUGAUUGUUUUAAUUUACAAUAUCCAGAUACGUAUGGACAUUAUAGGGAAUCAAAAUAUACUCAAAUGAAGCAUCACUGGUGGUGGAAGCUGAAUAGAAUUUUUGAUGAAUUAAAAGUCACAAAGGAGCUGAAAAAUUUCAUCUUAUUGCUGGUCGAAGAGGAUCAUUAUGUAGCACCAGACUUUAUAUACAUUUAUAAGCGUAUGCAAAGGUCCUUACAUCUUGAAUGUCCAAAAUGCAACAUAAUUGCACUUGGCACUUACUCACAAACGCUAGACUCGAUGUCCUACAAUCAAAUUGAAAUUGCUCCAUGGACAACAAAUCUUCAUAAUAUGGGAAUGGCAUUUAAUAAAACAACGUGGCUUAAAAUACGCAAUUGUGCUGAAUAUUUUUGUACUUAUGAUGAAUACAAUUAUGACUUUAGUCUGCAGAACAUCAACAGAAAAUGCCUUAAAGAGAAACUUUUUACAGCACUGAUUCGCGGUCCACGAAUCUAUCAUGUAGGCGAGUGUGGGAUUCACCACGCAAAAACAAACUGUGAUGUCGAUAAUACCAUUAAACGUAUUGAUAUGGACAUAAAGUCAGCACAAAGGGAUAGAAUUUUAUUUCCAGAAGACUUGGAAAUUGUCAGUACAAAUCUGAGACAUCCAACAAAUCCAUUAAUUAAUAAUGGCGGGUGGGCAGAUAAACGCGAUCAUUGUUUGUGCCUUGAAAUGACGGCAAACAAAAAGAAUGAUGAGUGCCAUAAAAUUUUUCCAGCUACUAAUGACAUAAAUGAUUUAUGAGAUUGUUAAUUAAGUGUACUUAAUCAUGUUCAAGUACUUUUUUUUAAUGCAAUAAAAUAAUUUAUUGUAAUGAUGAAGGUGUGUAAAUAAACUGUAAAUGCAUGAUAAACAAGA